Molecule: messenger RNA, 4092 nt
Organism: Parathielavia appendiculata
Lineage: Eukaryota; Fungi; Ascomycota; Sordariomycetes; Sordariales; Chaetomiaceae
Exons: 5
Biological process (GO): DNA repair
Cellular component (GO): NuA4 histone acetyltransferase complex
Molecular function (GO): chromatin binding
Source: RefSeq, a predicted model, not a curated record
UCAAUUGUAGCCUCGCGGAAACGCAAGCUGCGCGAACUCUUUGCCGUUGCGACCGACCAUGAUGGCAUCCCCGACCACGACUUCAGCGAUCCCGACGCGCCUCCGACCACGCCUGCCGAGCAAAAAUUCCUAAGCGAAGCCGACAUUCUCCAGGGUCGACGACUGAACGAGCUCACCAUACCGGCGCGCCGGAAGACCUUGUUCGACGCACAACAGCUGCAGGUUGUAUCCAAGCCGACGACAGGCGAGAAUGCUAGCUUCCCUGCCUUUCAUAAACCGGUGGAGAAUGGACUUCCCACGGUCGAGGGACUGACUCCCCAACCCCGGACUGCCACCGGGUCAGCGUCGCCGCGGGUUAUCGCAAAGCCCUUGCCAGCCGGCCAGGGAGUUCGAUCGCUGAGUCCUAUCACUAAGGCACAGAAUGCGGCGCUGGGCGCACUCUCCGCGGAGGAUGUACCUGUUCAUCCAUCGGAUCGCGGCCAGGUCAACGGGGUCCCCCGUAGCCAGGAGCCGCCUGCACAUGUCAGGACAACCGUGCCGCCGAUGCAACCCCUUAUCAUCACCCAGCAGGUGCCUCGUAUUGAUGUCCCAGUUUUUCGUGCGGACUCCGCCUCUCUGCCUGUGCAGCGCGACGAGAUGCGGCAGUCGAAGGUUCCCGAACCAACAGUCUUCGCACAACAACCGUCUGCCGUGGACUCUUCUCGCUACAUGGAUGCAUUAUCAUCUCCAGAUUCCACUGCUCACUCGGCACCCACCCCCGCCGUGCACGACGCUUCGGCAGACACUAGUCCGGACAACGAAGGACCGCAGGAUCUAGAGAAGAACGAGGAGACAGGCAACAUCAUAUCAGAAGGAGGCGGCAAGUCAGAUGGGCCAAGUGCGUCUGCAAUUGCUGGAACAUCCAAUAGCCUACCUGAGAAAGCCGAGCCGUCUACAACCGCCCCAGGCCAGACGACUGUUCCCAGAGACAGCACCUUUGAGGAACAACAGCAUACAUCGGCAGCUGCAGCAGGAUACAGACAACUAAAUGGCCAGCCGCCGCCAACCUUUCUGUCCGGAUUAUCCACGGCUCCGGGCGACACCCGGGAUAAGGGUCAGGAUGCCAUAAUUCCAAUGGACAUCGAUAAGCCAAGUGUCGCCACCACUCAAGAUGAAAGUUUAAGCGGUGCUGGUCCGGUACAAAAGUGUCGAGGUGCGACUACGGGCCCGGUUGCUAGGACCGUUCCAGAUACGACUCCGGCCACCGACGCAUCUGCCAAGCCCUCAGCAAGCCCUGUCGGCGAGCCGUCAAAGCGGAUAUCGGGAGUUGCAAACGGACCUCGUGGGAAUCAGGAUGAGGCUACAGUUCCUCGAGCUCCUUCUUUCAAGACCAAGGUACUCGCUCCUAAGAAUCGCGACAGACGACGAAGGAGCGUCCCAACCGUGAUUUUCGGAAAACAGCCCAAGAGCUCAAAGGUUACGGACGAUGGCACGGUUGUUGUCAACCAGCAACAGCUAGGACAGAUCCCCUCCGACGACUACUUCACCCCCUUAUUCAUUGAGGGUUUCACCAGGCAAUCGACAUGGAUGAAGCCGAUCGAGAAACUCAUCAACCAGGCACAUAAGACAUUAUCCACAUCUGACCAGUACAUCUCGAUCCUGGACCACCAAGCCUGCAAGAUCUUGCGUAGAGUUUAUCACCUCCAGCAACACGACAAGUGGUCUUUGAGGCAGCCGAUACGAUGUCCCGAGCCCACAAGACCAGCAUCGCACAUGGAUGUUCUUCUUCAAGAAAUGAAAUGGAUGCGAACCGACUUCCGCGAAGAGCGCAAGUGGAAGCGAGCAGUUGCACGAAAUCUCGCUCACGCAUGCGCGGAAUGGGUUCACUCGAGCCCGGCCGACCGAUUCGCGCUGCAGGUGAAUGCAGUAAUCCCACCGCGGCCGGUAGCCGGUGAGGUUGACCGGACGAACACCGGCCGUUCAGAGGCAGCCGGCGAAGGUCUGCCCGAUCUCGUCCACACCGACUCGCCGGCGGAGUACGAUGAAGAGGCGCCAGAAAUCCCUGUCGAUUUUGUUGCACCAGCGGCUAUAUUUGCUCUUCCAGACGAUGAGGUUGUUUUUGAACUCCAACCCUCCAAAACUGCCGACCUUCUCUUGGAGAAUCUUCCUAUGCAUAGCUCGCCUUUGAAGGUGCCAAAGUUUGACGUUUCGGGCACCGAGUACGACCCGGAUGCCCGCUGGAAACGGCCGGCGGUGCCACUGAGCAAGUAUGUCGAAGGGGAAAUGGCUAUGGCGAGCAAUGGGCCGCCCCGCAAGCGUCGGCGGUACGACUAUCUCGCAGAAGACGACGACGACGAGGCGAUUUUCGGGACCGAGCUGGACACUGGUGCAGAACUCCAGGCCGAAAACAGCAAGGUUGCCUUGUUCAGUCCGGAGAUGAAGGGGAUCCGGGAUCGCCUGCACGCUGGCCAUCAGUUCCGGCCACCUACAGAGCAUCCCAUGCCCCCCCAGAGCUUCUUCGAAAGCCGCACAGCAUCCCAGUGGACGUGGGCCGAGGACGAGCAGCUCAAAACUCUUGUCCGCGAGUGCUCGUACAAUUGGUCGCUGAUAUCAACCAUGGCAACCACUUCGUCGAAAUUCGCCUCAGGCGCCGAGCGGCGUACGCCCUGGGAGUGCUUUGAGCGAUGGGUGAGCCUCGGGAGCCUAGAGGGCCUGCCAAACGAUAUGGCUAGGACGCCUUACUUCAAGGCCUACCAAGCCAGAAUUGAUGCAGCUCAGCGGGUCAUUGCACAGCAAAACCAAAACGCACAGCAGCAAGUUGGACCCAAUGGUGCGGUUACGCCGGUACCCAGGCGAAGACCGACCACGAGCAUUCGCGUCGAACGGCGUCGCAACCAGAAGCAUCUCGCGCUGAUUGACGCCAUGCGGAAGUUGGCCAAGAAGCGAGAGGCGACGGCCCAAAAGGCCCAGCAGGCAGCCAACCUGGCAGCCAUGCGUAAAGCCAACGAAGUGCCACGGCAACAGAUCCAGAACAAGACGCCGAGGGACUACAGCAUCAUGAGAUGGGAGCGAGACCAGGCUCUCGCAGAGCGGAUGGCUGCAUACGCCAUUCGACAAGCGGACGCAAAUGCUAGGAGAUUGCAAAAGCAGAAUCAUCCCAGCCAAGUGCCCGGCACGCCAGGCGCCGCAGCUGCUCCCCAGGCGGCGGCGCAGCUCGCUGCAGCAAACUCGCUUAACAACGCCGCUCGUCUCAAUGUUUCCGGGCAGCUUGCCCUGGCUGGGCAGGGCCGCACCCCAGGACGGAUCUCGAUACCGGCCACGCCAGGGGCGGCUCCUGCUGCUGCGCGGUCGAUCCAGAACCAGCAGCGGGCGGCCAUCCAGCAACUUCAACAACAGCAGACCCAGCAGGCACAGCAACCGCAGCAGCAACCGCAGCAGCAGCCGCAGCAACUCUCACAGCAGCAGCAGCAGCAGCAGCAACAACAGCAACAACAAGCUGCUCAACAACACGUGCCACAACAGAUGGCGCAGCAGCAACAACCGCAGAACAACCAGCAAGCACAGCAACUGCCCCAAGCAAACGGGGCGCAAGGCUCGCCGACGCCGUUGCGCAAUGUAGUGAAUGGAAUUAACCAGGGGGCGUUCCUGACGAAUGCGCAAGCCAUGAUGGCAUCGUUCAAUGCGGCCAACGGCGCUGGUUUAGUUGGCUCACCCGGCGCUGGCUUGACGAUGCCCGCCGCCAUACCGGGUCGAUCCCCCGGGAGCAUCCUGAGUCACCAGAUUACGCAGCGACUUGCCGAACUUGAAGCACAUUACCGGGCGAAAAAUCCCAACCUUCCCCCCGAGACAGUCCGGCAGCUAGCCACUGAGCAUUUGGGUCGCAUCAUCGUUCAGACCCAGCAGCAGGCAGCAAUGAACGCGGCAGCAGGCGCCGCCGUCGCGCAGCAGCCGAUGAAUAGUCCGCAUCAGUAUGCCUCGCUCCUCCGAGCUCAGCAACAAGCCCAGGCGCAGCAGGCCGCCCAACAAGCCGCACAACAGGUCGCCCAGCAACAGCACGCAGGGCAGCACCAAAGACAGCCAAGUGGGAGCGCCACACCAGCACCUGGCAAGUAA